UUCCGCAGCACAAUUGCAAACAGUUUAUUGUAAAAUUGGCCACGGAGACGAACGUGUCGUUGUUGUGCUGUGUUGUGGUUCGAGUAUUCAAACAGUAUUGUAUUUACAGAAUUUGCAUCUUGCCUGACUCGACUGUGGCUCUAGCUCAGAAGCUGUACGGUCCACGUUGUUUGUGUAAAUCGGCCCGGGUCUAUAAUUCACUGACUAUUGAUGACAAUUUGUUCGUAGCAGCGGCGCGACUGCGUUGGAUAUGCCGCCGCGGUGGUGAAGUAAAGCAUUGAAGCAGCAUUUUGGACAUGAUGAAAGGAAACGCCUGAAGAGUGUCACAAUGUCGAAAAAGGGUUUACUGGAGCGACUUGAGGAAGGCCCGGUCGUCGGGGAUGGUAGUUUUGUGAUUACCUUGGAGAGGCGUGGCUAUGUCAUGGCCGGUAAUUGGACGCCAGAGGCUUGUAUAGAAUAUCCCGAAGCAGUAAAGCAACUUCACCGUGAAUUCCUUCGGGCAGGCGCUGACGUCAUGCAAACGUUCACAUUCUAUGCUUCUGAGGACGCAAUGGGGAUAAAGGCUGACGAAAAACCAGAUUCAACCAAUGGGGUCACUUCCGAUUGGGAAAGGAUCAACUAUGUAGCGUGCGACCUUGCUCGUGAAGUUGCCGACGAAGGUGGCGCCCUGGUAGCCGGUAGUUUGUCACCUAUCACGUCUUACAAGGAGAAAACUGCGGGCAAAGAAUUCGUCCAGAAUGAAUUCAAGAAACAGUGUGAUAUAUUUGUGGAGAAGGGAGUAGACUUCCUGCUCGGUGAGUUUUUCGCUGAAGCCGAAGAAGCAGAAUGGGCCAUAGAGGAGAUGGCUAAAACCGGUCUUCCUGUGGCGUGCAUGAUGAGGAUAGGAAGGAUGGGGGAUGAGAGUGGUGUCCAACCAGGCGACGCUGCAGUCAGAAUGGCAAAAGCAGGUGCUAAUGUGGUGGGUGUGAACUGUUGCUACGAUCCCGACACGGCCUUGAAGACCAUUGAACUGAUGAAAGAAGCACUGCAUGAAGCAGGCUUAAAGAACGUCUAUCUUAUGAUGCAACCUGUAGGGUACCACGCCCAAGAGAUUGCUGAUGACCCUAGGGGAUACUUCGCGCUUCCAGAAUUCCCGUUUGCCAUGGAGCCGCGCGCUCUCACAAGAAUAGAUGUCCAUAAAUUUGCCCGUAAGGCCUAUGAUCUGGGCGUGCGAUACAUAGGAGGGUGUUGCGGCUUCGAACCCUAUCACAUAAGGGCCAUAGCGGAAGAGCUGAGUACAGAGCGUGCUCGUCGACCUCCCGGGAAAGAUAAACAUGAAGGAUAUCAUUCACUCAGACGAAGCUCCUUCCAAAGUCAGAGAGACAGAGCCAAUCCACAAUAUUGGAACAGUUUGGUUCCCGCUGCCGGACGGGCAAAUAUUCAUAAGCUAGCAGAGGAACAAGCAGAGAGUCAAGCUGAAUAACGUGUUAUGUUGUCUAUGCUCAAACAUGUCAUAAUAUUCACAUUUAUUUUUAUUUUUAUGUUUAUCCUUUAAACUGUAAAUGCUACCGACAUGAUAAAUACAGGGCACUAUUUCUUCUCUCAAAAGUUCAUAUGUAAAUAUGUAUAUAAAGUGAUGCUCAAAAGUUGGUGAGCACUACCAGAAAUUUAACAUAUUUAAAGUGUUCAAGUUCUACCAUGUUUUAGAUUGUGAAGUCGGAUGGUAAAAUAUUCAAUAAAGUUUGUUUUUUUCAGGGGUCGCCGAACAUUGUAAUGUUGUUAUGUACAAUCAACACUCGGCAUGAAGGUGUGCAUUUUGUGGUGGAGGUUCACACUCACUUUUGAGCACAACUGUGAUCAUUAUUUUGAAGAAGAUUGAAAGGGUGUUGACGUUUUGGUUUUGCUCCCUUUAAAACGUGGAGCUAACUAUUUCUGCAUGAUCGUUGAAAAUUACUAGAGCUAUAACUUUUCGCUUACAAACAAACUGUAUGACCAUGUAUUUUCAUUCGCUGAUACAUUUUGCAUUGAAAUAUCAUGCAUUCCUAAAUAGGGAAUAAGUAUUUUUCCUCUGCAAAUAAGAUUGGGGCAGGCCCUCUUUUAUCAUAUCAGUGCAUUAUUAAUACUUAACCAAAUUAUGAUGAAAUUAUUUUCUUGUGUUGUUCCCCAUGUUCAAGUAUGAUUUGGAUCAUAUCGAUUAUUUUCAUAUUAUAUACGAAUAUCAUAGAGAAAAGAGAAUAUGAA
Lytechinus variegatus (green sea urchin) is the source of this 2220-nucleotide messenger RNA. Its product is annotated as betaine--homocysteine S-methyltransferase 1-like. NCBI's taxonomy places the organism in Eukaryota, Metazoa, Echinodermata, Echinoidea, Temnopleuroida, Toxopneustidae. Bases 329 to 1462 code for a protein of 377 amino acids. The transcript is spliced from 10 exons. Gene Ontology annotation, molecular function: betaine-homocysteine S-methyltransferase activity; zinc ion binding. The record is from RefSeq and is a predicted model, not a curated record.